Carlito syrichta (Philippine tarsier) is the source of this 3308-nucleotide messenger RNA. RefSeq names its product coiled-coil domain containing 120 (gene CCDC120). The transcript has 10 exons. Lineage: Eukaryota; Metazoa; Chordata; Mammalia; Primates; Tarsiidae. Bases 413 to 2362 code for a protein of 649 amino acids. The record is from RefSeq and is a predicted model, not a curated record.
ACUGCUGCUUACUGCCACUACCAGCUGGAGCCAGGGCCUGGUCGAGACAACUAUUUCUUUGAGGUACUGAGGCUACCCCACAGCACUCUCUGGCAUUGGCAAGAUUCGUGACUGUGGCCCAUGGGCCUCUGAGGAGGCAUAAGUCCACCCAGCUCCCUACCUGCUGUGUUCCCACUCAAUGGGAAGAGAACCAAGGUACCAGGGCCAAGUGGGUCCAGAUACCCACACAGAUUUGAGGGGGCAGGUCACACAGAUAGGUGGGGACAUAGGUACCCUUUUAUCCUAGCUGGGGUGUGGGAAGCUGGGAAGGGAUGGGGGUUGCGGUAUCACAGGAUGUGCUUCCUUAAUGGCUUCUGUGUGUCACUGCCAGACCUUGUCCAGCCAUUAGUCACGGCUUCUCUACAGCACCAGGAUGGAAGUCAAAGCUUCCCUGUUCGGAGAGGCUGCCCCCCAGGUGAAGUCAGAACGUCUGCGGGGGCUGCUUGACCGCCAGCGGGCCCUGCAGGAGGCCCUAAGCCUGAAGCUUCAGGAGCUCCGCAGAGUGUGUCUCCAGGAAGCGGAGCUGACUGGCCAGCUGCCCCCUGAGUGCCCACUAGAGCCUGGGGAACGGCCCCAAUUGGUCCGCCGGCGGGCCCCUGCAGCCCGUGCCUACCCUCCACCACAUCCCAACCCAGCACACCACUCCUUGUGCCCUGCUGAGGAGCUGGCUCUUGAGGCCCUGGAGCGUGAGGUGUCAGUCCAGCAGCAGAUCACGGCAGCUGCCCGCCGCCUGGCCCUGGCCCCUGAGCUGAGUGCUGAGCAGCGCCGGCGCCGGCGCCAAGUACAGGCAGACGCUCUGCGGAGGCUACAAGAGCUGGAAGAGCAGCUUGGGGAUGCCCGGGCCCGCCUUGGCCUCCCAGUGCUCCCCCCAUCCCAGCCACUACCACUGUCCACGGGGGCAGUGAUCACUGCACAGGGAGUCUGCCUGGGCAUGCGCCUCACUCAGCUCAGCCAAGAGGACGUAGUUCUGCACUCGGAGAGCAGCUCCCUCUCAGAGUCUGGGGCCAGCCACGACAACGAGGAGUCCCGUGGGUGCUUCUCUCUGGCAGAGCGCCCCUCACCACCCAAGGCCUGGGACCAGCUUCGGGCAGUAUCUGGGGGAAGCCCUGAGCGGCGAAUUCCAUGGAAACCACCCCCAUCAGAUCUUUAUGGAGAUCUGAAGAGCCGACGGAACUCUGUGGCCAGCCCCACCAGCCCUACACGAUCGCUGCCCAGGAGUGUCUCCAGUUUUGAGGGGCGAAGUGUGCCUGCCACCCCUGUCCUCACCCGGGGUGCUGGCCCCCAGCUCUGCAAACCAGAAGGCCUCCAUUCUCGCCAGUGGUCCGGCAGCCAGGACUCCCAGAUGGGCUUCCCCCGAGCAGACCCUGCCUCAGAUCGCGCCUCCCUCUUCGCAGCUCGCACGCGGCGCAGCAACAGCUCGGAGGCCUUGCUGGUGGACAGGGGAGCUGGUGGGGGAGCCGGCUCCCCACCUGCCCCUCUGGCUCCCCCUGCCGCCGGGCCCCCAGUCUGCAAGAGCAGUGAGGUGCUAUAUGAGCGCCCCCAACCAACCCCUGCCUUCUCCUCUCGUACAGCUGGUCCCCCAGACCCUCCUCGGGCCGCCCGUCCUAGCUCAGCUGCCCCUGCCUCCCGAGGGCCCCCCCGGCUCCCACCUGUGUGUGGGGACUUUCUCUUGGACUAUUCACUGGACCGGGGUCUGCCCCGCAGUGGCGGAGCAGCAGGCUGGGGGGAGCUGAUGCCGGCAGCUGAAGUCCCAGGACCCCUCCCCCGCAGGGAUGGGCUCCUCGCCAUGCUCCCCGGCCCACCACCUGUGUAUGCAGCUGAUGGCAGCAGCCCCCUCCUCCGCAGCAAGGACUCCCACACCCGUACCACCCGCACCAAGCCCUGUGGCCUGCCCCCAGAGGCUGCCGAGGGUCCGGAGGUGCAUCCAAAUCCUCUGCUGUGGAUGCCCCCACCCACCCGUAUCCCCCCAGCUGGUGAGCGCAGCGGCCAUAAGAACCUGGCCCUGGAGGGGCUGCGGGACUGGUACAUCCGGAACUCGGGACUGGCCGCGGGGCCCCAGCGCCGGCCUAUGCUCCCCUCCAUGGGCCCACCGCACCCACCCUUCCUCCAUGCCCGCUGCUAUGAGGUGGGCCAGGCGCUGUAUGGGGCCCCCAGCCAGGCGCCGCUCCCACACUCGAGGAGUUUCACGGCACCCCCUGUCUCCAGCAGAUACUACGCGGACUUCCUGUACCCCCCAGAGUUGAGCGCUCGUUUAAGUGACCUGACGCUAGAGGGGGAGCAGUCCUCCAGUUCUGACCCCCAGACCCCAGGGACACUGGUCUGACCCCUUCUGUUGUGCCCCUUGUUGGCCUGGGCAUGACUCCAGUCUGGGGAGCACACAGCUGACCUCGCUGAGCCCUGGAGUGUGGUUGCUCUCAGUCCUGGGCAGUACCAACCUAAUCAUUCUAGGCCCCUGGCUCCCCAUGGGCCCAGGGAGGUAUCUGACACCCUGCUUCUCCUCUCAUGCUGUGCUGAGGACUUAAAAGAGGGGGAUGAUGUCUUGGGGACUCCAAGCCCCUUCCUCCAUUUCUGUUUACAGUUGUGAUUUAGGUAUUCACUGUCUUCCCCCAACACUAGGCAUUUUAUAAAAGGGAAACUGUGAUCUCAUCCUGGUUGGGUUCAUUCCUGUUCCCAUGCCCAGCCUGUUCCAUCCAGGAACCCCCCUUCCUCCCACAAAAUGGACCAUAUAGGGUCUCAGGGCCCUGUUGGGGGAGCCAGGAAAAUCCAAUAUGAACAGAACUCCCUGCCACCCCCUGCCAGGGCAGUUCUUGGGGUGGUGGGCUCUCUGCCCACAUUUGGAAGGAUUGCAGUCUGGGUGGGGUGCCUGAAGGAGCCUGUCCCUGUCUGUGCCCGCAGCCUCUGCCCUGACCAUCCCCAGUAAGGAGGCCCCACAGAAGGGGUAAAAGGCAGAGCCAUUGGGUGUGUUGUAUCCUGGGAUGCUGUGGAGGUUGAGCCUGGCAUCUGGUGGAUGCCAGUAAAAUCCUCAGGUGAGGUCUGGCCACGGGCCACAGGCCACGUCACAUCUUCCUUGGCUUUCCUUCCAUUCACCACUUUUUAAACAAAUCCAUACAAACUGUGUUUUCUAUGAUGCCUGUCUGUGACUUUCUGGAGUUGGGGGUUCCCCUGCCCCCUUUACCUGGUGUUAAACUUUUCUUUUUGUACCAAUGGAUCUGGGCCCAAGACACUACCCACACUGGAAGGGGAUUUCUAUAAUAAAUGUGUAAACUGAA